This is a messenger RNA of Gavialis gangeticus (Gharial), 439 nucleotides long. RefSeq names its product ribosomal protein L36 (gene RPL36). The transcript has 4 exons. The coding region runs from base 75 to 392 and encodes 105 amino acids. Lineage: Eukaryota; Metazoa; Chordata; Crocodylia; Gavialidae. Gene Ontology annotation, cellular component: ribosome; cytosolic large ribosomal subunit. Gene Ontology annotation, molecular function: structural constituent of ribosome. Gene Ontology annotation, biological process: cytoplasmic translation. The record is from RefSeq and is a predicted model, not a curated record.
CGGCAGGAAGUGCUAUCCCAGAGUUCCGCGCGGGCCCCGCCUUUCCGCCGGGGCUGCCAUCCGCGGGCGCAGACAUGGCGAUCCGCUACCCCAUGGCCGUGGGCCUGCACAAAGGCCACAAGGUGACGAGGAACGUGUCGAGGCCGCGGCAGUGCCGCCGCAGAGGGCGCUUGACCAAACACACCAAGUUUGUACGAGACAUGAUCAGGGAAGUCUGUGGCUUUGCUCCCUACGAGAGGCGUGCUAUGGAAUUGCUGAAAGUUUCCAAAGACAAACGUGCUCUGAAAUUCAUAAAGAAAAGGGUUGGCACUCACAUUCGGGCCAAGCGAAAGCGGGAAGAGCUUAGCAAUGUCCUGGCAGCCAUGAGGAAGGCUGCUGCCAAGAAGGAUUAAACUGUACAAAUUUCUGUAAUUCAGUAAAGUUUGUUCAAAAAACUCCA